This is a messenger RNA of Gasterosteus aculeatus aculeatus (three-spined stickleback), 1703 nucleotides long. Its product is annotated as peroxisomal trans-2-enoyl-CoA reductase. Gene Ontology annotation, cellular component: mitochondrion. The record is from RefSeq and is a predicted model, not a curated record. Gene Ontology annotation, molecular function: 2,4-dienoyl-CoA reductase (NADPH) activity. Lineage: Eukaryota; Metazoa; Chordata; Actinopteri; Perciformes; Gasterosteidae. Gene Ontology annotation, biological process: fatty acid beta-oxidation.
UGCGAACCCCCGAACAGAAAGCGCCCGUGACGUCGUAGGCUGAAGCGCCCGUGACGUCGUAAGCUAACGUCCGCGCGCCGCUCCGGCCGGAAGUCCGCUCAAACCCUCGUCUAGUCGGCUCACCUGUCCGCCGCUUGCUCGGGCGACUAAAGCGUCUCCGCUGAUAGCCGCUGUAAAGUAAACAUUGUCACGUGGCCUGGACUUUCCCCGGCCGCACGCCGGUGCGCGUGCUACGAGCGCCGGCGCGGCCCGGCGGGGGAGUUUAGCUGCGAAGAGAACUUUCACCUCAAAACGGUGAUCCACAAUGUGUCGUAAACUAAAUCAUGGUUAAUCCCACAGCAGCUACUGAUGAGAAAUGCGGAAUGAAAUCACAAAUGUCGCCGCUUAAAGCUUUUAUAUCUCAACACGGUGUGAUGCCGCACAUUGUCCACUAGAUGGCGGCGUUUUAUCUACAGAUCGCCCCGCUGGCCUUUACGUGGCCCUCGUCGUUUUUUUUUUUAGAGGCGCGGCCUCAGCGACACGAAUACAAGGGCGGGGACUGUGGCCCCCCGAGCUCACUUUAGAGCAUCCCGGGUGCUGUGCACAAGUCAGCAGCUUCACUUUCAUCCCCCUACCUCCCUCCCCAAACAAACACAAACACACACACACAAGCGUCGUCUUCCAUCCUGCAGCAGACCUGUGCACAAGAGCUGGGAUGUCAAACUCAGACAGGGUGGUGUUGGCCCUCGGAGGAGCCGGCACGGUUGGCUCGGGGAUCGUUAAGGCGCUGCUGGACAAAGGGUUCAAGGUCGCAGUGAUCUCCAGGGACAGCAGCCGUCUGGAGAGGCUCCAAUCCUUCGUGUCCCCCGGCACAAAGGACAACCUCACCACCAUGGUGGGGAACGUGGGGUCAGAGGAAGGAGCAGAGCAGGCGAAGCAGGACCUGCUGAAGGCGGUGGGGAAGGUGACCGACAUCGUGUCCUCCCUGGGCUUCAGCUGGUGGCAGGGCGGACCCCCCCACACUCAGUCCCUCAAGGACCUACACUGGGUCAUGGAGACAUUACUUUUCAGCACGUUUGUGUCAUGGAAGGCCUUCUUCCCCCUGGUGAGGGACGACCCCGGCUCCACCUACUCCUUCAUAACAGGGGGAGCCGGGGAGAAGUUGCUGAUGCCCGGCACCGGCUUCCUCACCGUCGGCGCCGCCAGCACUCUGGCCUUCUGCCAGGUGCUACGAGACGAGUACCCCGAGCUGCCCUGCAAACUCAACCAGGUGAAGAUAAACGCCGGCGUGGCCCCUCCAGAGCGCUCGGCCCCCGGGUACCUGAGCAGCCUGGACCUGGGCGAGGCGGUGGCCUCCCUCGUGGAAAGACGGAGCACCUCCCACUCCGUCUUCACCGUCAGCUGCCCCGCCGACUCGAAGGCCGUCAUCCUGGAGAGGAGCCUCUAGACCCGGGAGAUGCCGCCGCGGCACCAACCCUUCGUCGUCCCGCUCAACUCCCCGGAAAACACUUUCGGAGUCUUUGGUUCAUCCGUUUCCUUACGUUCUUCCAACAGCAAAUGUUGGCUGUUUUAAUGAUUCCUCUACAUUCUGCUACCCGUCCUCCCUCCGCCUCCUCUGCAUGUGUAAUAAGAAAAGAAUUCAAACGAUUCACCAAACCGUCUUGCUGCUUCACAAAUGUAUCUGUUAAAUAAAGUAAGCUUGGUACAAAACUAGACCUCUUCAA